Eurytemora carolleeae is the source of this 799-nucleotide messenger RNA. Its product is annotated as histone acetyltransferase type B catalytic subunit. Gene Ontology annotation, molecular function: histone binding; histone H4 acetyltransferase activity. Gene Ontology annotation, cellular component: nucleus. Lineage: Eukaryota; Metazoa; Arthropoda; Copepoda; Calanoida; Temoridae. The record is from RefSeq and is a predicted model, not a curated record. Gene Ontology annotation, biological process: subtelomeric heterochromatin formation.
GGUUGAUGUGAAAAGACGCUUGAAUGCCCCAUACCAGCGUGAGCAGAGUCAGCUGGAGAAACUCCGGCGUGCGCUUAAACCAGAGGAAUUUGCGGCAGCUAUGGUCAACAUCACUGACAGGGAGCAAAGACUUGAACUGCUGGAGAAACAGUUCACUGAACUAGAGGCUCACUACAAGAAAAUACUGGAGAAAGUUGCUGCUACCGUCUAAUCAAAAGAAAUACCGGAGAAAGUUGCUUUUACCGUCUAAUCUUCAUACCUUACACAAUUAUUCUUCUUUAUUUCUUUCCUUCAGUACUGUCCUCCAUUACCUUCCAACUUACUUUCUCCAUUACUUCCCUUCAUUACUUCUCCGUAACCUUCCCCCGUGACUUUCCUUCACAACCUUUCUCAAAAACCUUUCUUAAUUUCCCUUAGACACUUCGUUCCUUUCCUAUUGUAUUUCUUUCUUUGCGGCUUCUCACCUGCUCACCACAUAUUCAAUGUUCUCCUCUUUUAAGUAGAUUUUAAACUCUAUUUUAUGUAUCGGAUAACCUUUUUUUUGGAUGCAUUAUCUUGAAGAUAUUCUCGAAAAUCAGUUUAGAAUGAAGAUCUUUUUUCUAGGAGCACUAGAACCCUUAAUAUUCUUGAAUUACUACGCUUAGCAUUACAUUAAAUGCAUUGUAUUUUAACUGGUGAAAAAUGGUCAAUUAAAAAUAUUUUUUAUUUCAUUUUAUUUCGAAUCUGUAUUUUAAGUCUUUCUAUUCAGUACCUUAAUAAUAUAUUCUUAAUUCUUGGUUCAGAUGACAAUUAUUUCAGA